UCGAGGUUAGAACUCGUGGCGGCAGGAUGACCUUCACCGUACUCGUCCGUUUGUUGGUGGUUGUCUGUGGUCUCGUUUUGGCGGUCACCGGCGGUGUUUCGCAGCAGCGGACGGAGAGUAAAAAGUACGACAUUAGCUUCUACAGCCCGGAUACCAACAGAACGUACCAAUAUCCGGUGGUGACGUUCGGAGGGCAGGAUGGGGACCAAACGCGCCAUGAAGGAAACGGGAAUGCUUGUUCCUGCCAGUACCUGCAGUGUGGAUGCUGCAUGGGAAUGAACAUUCAGCAGCUGAAUUUUAGUCAGAUUUUCUGCACCAACUUGACCUACGACCCGUACGACUUCGCCAUCAACAUGGAGGUGCUGAUGAACGAGUCCAGCAUCUACCAAAACUCAAUAUCGGCCAAAAACCCACCACCCCUCUGUCUACCGGUGCCGAUCCCGUACAUCCCACUGAACGCCGACCUCUGCCUGCGACUGUUCGACAUCUACACGCCCCGGGUGAGGAAUCUGCACGCCUGCAUGGACAUCGAGGCCCGUGUUUGGCGCUAUCCGCUGCUCAUUCUGCACUUUGACUGCAUGCGCAUGGGCCAGGACGGAUUUGCACUGCUCAAACCCGAAGACGGCGACGGGUUGGAGGAGGUGUUCUACCCGGAAACGGAAACCCAGGUUUCGGUUGACGUUUACGAUGAGGUGACGGAAGUGAGGGCGGGGUCGUGAUUGUUUUGGAUUGCCAUAAAGAAGAUUGAAAGGAUGCU
Molecule: messenger RNA, 757 nt
Organism: Culex quinquefasciatus (southern house mosquito)
Lineage: Eukaryota; Metazoa; Arthropoda; Insecta; Diptera; Culicidae
Exons: 2
Coding region: 27-719 (230 amino acids)
Source: RefSeq, a predicted model, not a curated record